AGGAAACUAAAAAAAAAAAAAAGCUGAUAGUUUUUCAAAAAUGGCGAUUCUAUCAGCGAGCUCUACUAUCGUGAGAGCUGCUUUAGAUACGCAGCCGAAGCUCCGAUACAAUCCCAAUGCGCCGCGAAAUGUCAAGAAUUUAAGCUCUUUCGUUCCACCGUUGUCUCCGUCUUCAUCUUCUCCGGCGACAAACUUGACAACAGGAACAAACGUCUCCGUUUCUGAUUUGCUUAAACGUCCCGCAAGCAAAGAUGUUGGUAAUGGAUUUGAUGAUAAUUGUAUUGGAUAUGAUAAAUGGUUUCCAAGUCCACCAAAAGUGGAGAAACCUAGAUCUGUCUUCAAUGCUGCCUCAUUAGCUUAUAUUGGCGAUUCAAUCUAUGAGAUAUAUGCUCGUCGGCAUUUUCUUUUUCCUCCACUUAGUAUUGAAGAAUAUAAUGACCGUGUUAGAGCAGUGGUGCGAUGUGAAGCACAAUAUGCUUUGCUGCAGAAGCUUGUUGAUGAUGAUUUCUUAACAAAAGAUGAAAGGGAUGUACUUCGGUGGGGAAAAAAUGUAGGCUCGGCUAAAACACGGUCAACUAGGCGUGCUGGUGUUGCUGUUUAUAACAAGGCCUCAUCAUUGGAAACACUAAUUGGGUAUUUGUAUCUAUCAAACGGGAAAAGAUUGGAAGAAAUGAUGCAGAAGCUAGGAUUCUCAAGUGGUUCUUCAACAGAGAGAAUGAUUAAGGAAGCUGGCAAGAAUAAACCAUCUUUCAAAUAAACUUUACUAUAUUAUAGUUACAUGCAAUAGCACUUUAGUCUGUAUCAUUGAAAAUGUUUUGAAUAUAUGAUCCAUUCAUCAAAACGUUACAAAGAUUUGGUAAA
Arabidopsis lyrata subsp. lyrata is the source of this 861-nucleotide messenger RNA. Its product is annotated as mini-ribonuclease 3. The transcript is spliced from 6 exons. NCBI's taxonomy places the organism in Eukaryota, Viridiplantae, Streptophyta, Magnoliopsida, Brassicales, Brassicaceae. The record is from RefSeq and is a predicted model, not a curated record. Gene Ontology annotation, molecular function: ribonuclease III activity. The coding region runs from base 41 to 757 and encodes 238 amino acids. Gene Ontology annotation, biological process: RNA processing.